Clavispora lusitaniae ATCC 42720 is the source of this 1020-nucleotide messenger RNA. RefSeq lists its product as uncharacterized. The record is from RefSeq and is a predicted model, not a curated record. Lineage: Eukaryota; Fungi; Ascomycota; Pichiomycetes; Serinales; Metschnikowiaceae.
AUGGGCAUCCAGGCAGAGCGAAAACAUGCGGUCUGCCCGACUGCAAUCAAAACAUAUAAUUACCAGCGGAUCUGGCACUGUGCCUUGCCACCAAUGAAGUUUUUGCACCCAGCAAAGUUAGUUCUUGUGGCACUGCUUGUCGCCCUUGCGCUCGCCCUGGAACCAGCCGCGCAAGCUGAUUCGGCCCAACUACAAGAGCAAGCACCACAACCGGUCGAGGCAAACCAGCACGGACAGAAAGAACAGCCGAGGUCUGUCGACAGUCAUGCCGAAUUCAGUCAGGCCGAAUUGUCCAGUGUGGAAUUUUCCAGUCAGGACCUUUCCAGUCAGGACCUUUCCAGUCUGGACCUUUCCAGUCAGGCGGCCGACGCUUUUCGCGCCGCGUCGCAGCUCCAUGCGCUCUCGCGCGACCCCGAGCCCGACGGCCAGACGUAUCUCAUCCGGGGCCUCGAGGACUUCCGCCACAAGAGCGUGGCCGAGUUGCUCCGCAACAAGGAAAACAGCUUCCGCAUCAGCAAAACGUCUCGCAUCGUCUACUACGACACCGACGCCGACACGUGGUAUCUCCACCAUUUUCUCCGGCGCAAUCGCACCGUUUCUUCUCUGGCUCCAGACACGCCCGUCCGCGUGCCCGUGUCGUCGUGUAUCGACAUGACGCAGAGCCUGGGCGGCUACAUCUCGCCCAACGUGGAGGUGACGGUUUCGGUGAGCCGCGGGCUUCUGAUUCUGGCCGGUCUCGGCGGCUUGGUCGACACAAACACCGGCGCCGCGUUGGCGCAGGCGGUGUCGUUUUCGGGCGCCGUCACCUGCAACGUUCCCGGCGGCCACUAUGCGCAGAUGUUUGUGCGGCCCUACUACCACGAGGUGCCGCGCGGGCGCCGGGUGCCGGUGCAGUACCACCGCAAGGUCGGCCUAGUGGAGAGCGGCGAGUGGGAGGAGACGGAGCCGUUCCGCGAGUUGGUGGUGCGCGCGCCCUUGGUCGAAUGUGCGGUGGGCGGGCGCGAGGUGUGCGCGCAGUGA